Spizellomyces punctatus DAOM BR117 is the source of this 972-nucleotide messenger RNA. RefSeq lists its product as uncharacterized. The record is from RefSeq and is a predicted model, not a curated record. Lineage: Eukaryota; Fungi; Chytridiomycota; Chytridiomycetes; Spizellomycetales; Spizellomycetaceae. Bases 1 to 972 code for a protein of 323 amino acids. The transcript has a single exon.
AUGGGCGGUGUUGUGGGUAACGAAGGCGUGAAAGCCACCUCUGGAGCCGACAUUGCCGAAUGGGUCCUUCCUGAACAUCGCCCUAUUGCCGCCAUGGUGUUUGGACUCUUGUACCAGAAACGGCUCAAGGACGUGGAUGGGUACCUCCUCCAACCGAUGGAAUCCCUGCGUGUUGGCGUAUGGUACAACCGCGUCAAACACCAUACGGUUGUCGGGUUGCGGGGCACCUUGCUAGGCGCUCAAGGCGGUUUACAAGACCUGAAAGACGACGGCGUGGUGAGCGGACUCUUGGGCGGCGCGAGUUGUGAUUUAGGGAUUGUGAAGGAAGCCACUACGGUCAUGGACACUGUGAUGGCGGCCUCCCACUUGAGGACCAGUUGGAUUACCGUGGCGGGAUUUUCCUUGGGCGGCAGUGCAGCCAUGUGUUUAGGCAACAUGUACCCCCAUGUCGAAGUGGUCAGUUUUGCUGGAGGGGCUCCUGCUACGCAGCCUACGUUGGUAGGGCCAGGCCCCGAUCGAGCGAUCCACUACCAUGUCGUUGGCGAUUUGGUGAGCAGCCAUAUGAGUCCCGCUGCGGCUACGGUCGUGAGAGUGGAUAAAGGGUUCACCGACUUUUCGGUGGUCAAACACCAUUCCAGCGACCGGUUUCUGCGGGCGGAUUGGGCAGGGCGGCGGGUAGACGCCGACUUUGAAGAUCAGUUGUUUCUGGCAUGGGCCCGCGGUGACAACCGUAGUACGGCUGGAAAAGUGUCUACAUGGGUGAAACAGGGAUUGAUCUCGUUACUGCCCUCGCCUUUACGCACAGUCGCCGGGAUGGUCGACUCCCAAGUAGACGCUACGUUCGCUCGCGUGGCCGAGUCUUCGCCUAUCCCAGGCAGCACGCGGUUCCUCCAGACUCAAGGGGACCCGUUCACCCUAGCAACCGAAUUUGAUAAAGAUGAUGAAGACGACGAAAGUGGAGAAGUACUUUAG